UGGGGCUACUUUGUGUGACCCAGCAUUCUCUCCGCUCAUUGUCCAGCGGGUCCGUCAGUCAUCCUUGCAGCCUGCACCGGUCUCAGUCCAGGGGAAUGAAAUGAUCUUUGGAAACAUCUCCUUAAAACACCUGGACUCGCUGGGAACAUCUGGCUGUGAUCAUGGUCGAGGAGUCUUACCUCUCGAACUCCGACGGGAAAAUCAUCGGGCACCUGACCUGGCCCCUGCUCCUGGCUGCCGUCCUCGCCUGCUUCGGCUCCUCCAUGCCCUAUGGAUAUAACCUUGCUGUCAUCAACUCCCCGGCACAGUACAUUAAAGAUUUCUACAACGAGACCAUCCAGGAACGGUACAAUCACACCAUAUCGACCCACGGCCUGGUGUUACUGUACUCUGUCACCGUCUCCAUCUUCGCCGUGGGGGGCAUGUUCGGGGCCCUGCUGGUGGGGCUGCUGGUCUCCAAGUUUGGUCAGAAGAGCACGCUGGUGUACAGCACCCUCCUGGUGUUCCUGGCCGGGCUACUGAUGGGCCUCAGCAGGAUGCUCCGCUCCCCAGAGAUGGUGAUACUGGGCCGCUUCAUGACUGGCAUCCACUCAGGUAUCUCGCUCAGCGUUGUCCCCAUGUACCUGGGCGAAAUUGCCCCCAAAAACCUGCGGGGGUUCCUGGGCCUGAUCCCAACCAUCUUCGUCUGCCUGGGAGUGUUUGCUGCACAGGUGCUGGGUCUGAAGGAGGUCUUGGGACAGGAGGAGUACUGGCCACUGCUGCUGUCGGUGAUCGUGCUGCCAGCCCUGGUGGAGCUCUGCUUCCUGCCCUGGUUCCCGGAGAGCCCGCGUCACCUGAUGAUCCAGAAGGGGGACUACGCUGCCACCGUCCAAGCCCUGAGUUGGUACCGGAGUAAGAACAACACGAACAUGCAGGCGGAGAUCGAGGAGAUGCAGGAGGAGCAGCGUUCCCUGUCCUCCAUUAAGGCCAUCAGCGUGUGGCAGCUGAUGGCCGACCGCUCCGUCCGCUGGCAGCUGGUGUCCAUCAUGGUGGUCAACGUUGGCAUGCAGCUGUCCGGGAUCGACGCGAUUUGGUUCUACACCAGCAUCAUAUUCGAGCACUCGGGGAUUCCCCAGCCGUACAUCCAGUACACCACCGUGGGCACAGGGGCUAUCGAGGUCGUGGCAGGGCUGGUCGGGAGCCUCAUCAUUGAGAGGGUGGGGCGGAGGCCGCUACUGAUCGGUGGAUUCAGCUUCAUGGGGCUGUCGAGCGCUGGGAUCACGAUCACGCUACUGUUGCAGGUAACACGCAACACGUUACUGCAGGUAACGCAUGUCCCCUGGAUGCACUAUGUCAGUGUUGCGUGUGUGGUGGGGAUCAUCGCUGGCUUCUGCAUCGGACCAGCGGGUGUUCCCUUCCUCAUGAUGGCAGAGCUCUUCAUGCAGUCCCACCGACCGGCCGCGUACAUUGUUGGAGGUUCCCUCAACUGGCUCUCCAACUUCACCAUUGGUUUUGUCUUCCCGUUUUUACAGAUGUCGGCGGGUGCCUACUGCUAUCUGGUCUUCUGCGGGAUCUGCUGGCUCGUCUCUAUCUACGUGUACGUGGUCAUUCCUGAAACCAAGAACAAGACCUUCAUGGAGAUCAGCCACAUGUUCUCCCCCGAACUCCCCGCCGUGCCUGAGUGGUCUCCCAAUGAGCUGCAGCUGAAGAGGUUCAAUGGAUACGGAACGUUGGAACCUAGUUCUUCACUUGUCGAGAGUUCCAUGUUUUUCUAGCAAGCGGCGUCCACGGGCAGAUUGGACGCACUGUGACAGGUCACAUCUGCUGUUCUGUUUCGUGUCGUUGAGGUGUUAAUUUCAUAAGGUCAUAAGUAAUAGGAGCAGAAUUAGGCCAUGGCUGACCGAUCUCUCCCUCUCAUAGCUCAGUCCGCAUGAACCAACCAGACCUGCUGGUAGCUGGACACUCUAAUUCUCCUUCCCAUUCCUACACAGACCUUACUGCCCUCAGUCUCCUCCAUUGUCAGAGUGAGGCUAA
This is a messenger RNA of Amblyraja radiata (thorny skate), 2013 nucleotides long. Its product is annotated as solute carrier family 2, facilitated glucose transporter member 5-like. Lineage: Eukaryota; Metazoa; Chordata; Chondrichthyes; Rajiformes; Rajidae. Bases 162 to 1754 code for a protein of 530 amino acids. Gene Ontology annotation, biological process: dehydroascorbic acid transport. Gene Ontology annotation, cellular component: plasma membrane. The record is from RefSeq and is a predicted model, not a curated record. The transcript has 12 exons. Gene Ontology annotation, molecular function: D-glucose transmembrane transporter activity.